GCAAUACUAUAGCGGUAGCCUUAUUUCUCUAUAUUCAUUUUAAUGCAAAAAAUGGCGGAUUGUGAGGAGGGCUUAGAGGAUAUCGAUCAUCCACCACUCGUUCUGAAGAUUGAUCCGCCCGAGGAGUUACUGGAAGAUUCUACCGAAGACUCAACGAUUAGCAAUUCAGCAGCACCAACUGAUCGGGAUACACAUGUUCAUGAUGAAACAAAAAACUGUACAGCAGAAUCUAAUGAUCAAGAAUCCACUUCAGCAGCUGUUAAGCCUCUUAAUAAGAAACAUUAUUCUGUGCUAGCUGUUUCAAAACUAGAAAAUUCAUUCGGUAUUAAUGAAUCUUUGAAUCCUGUAACUAGCAAAUCAAAGUCGUCUAUACUAAGACCGUCACAAUUAAGUGUGAUAACCAAUAGUUCUAUGGGUACUACUGACAAAACUGUUUUACAACCUGCAAAAUUUCGCAAUCCAUUUACAAAAACUAGUGACAAUUCUGUAGGUGAGGAUGAGUCCAUAACGAAGAACAAUAAAACCGAAACAACUAAAGAUUUUAAAAGUGAGGAAAAAUCUACAGAGGAUGUAAAAUUGAAAUUUUUGCCUUUGGGUGCAAGCACUAAGGAGAAUGAAAAUAAUAUAAAUAAUUCUGUGGCAUCCAGUACAUCCACUCCUAGUUUUGUAUUUGGUCAGAAUUUGAAAGAGCGUGUUACUGUUUCAAAUGAUAUAGAAAGUUCAAAUAAUUCCGAGAAAAAUGAAAUGAGAAGCGAAGAAAGUAAUGAAAAUGGUUCUGAACUUUUAUUCUCAAAUGCAGCUGCAAAUUGCCGUACUAUGGUAAGACCAGGUUUAACAUUGACUCAAGCAGCACAGGUAUUGGAAGAAGCUAAUCGUGCAAACAAAAGAAAAUAUAAUCAAGUGACAUUAUUAACUGGUGAAGAAGGAGAAACGAAUGUUCUUCAGAUAAAUUGCAAAUUAUUUGCCUUUGAUAAGAGUACUAGCAGUUGGCAGGAAAGGGGAAGAGGUAUGUUAAGACUCAAUGAUCGAGAUGAAGAAUCUCGUUUAGUCGGCCGUACUGCUGGAACACAACGUUUGAUCUUGAAUACAAAAGUAUGGCCGGGUAUGACCGCAGAACGUGCUGGAUCUAAAUCAUUAAGAUUAACUGCUAUGGAUGUUCAUGGGGAUAUUCGAAUCUUUAUUGUACAAGCGGCACCUAAAGAAGUCGAUCAACUGCACAGUCUUUUAUUACAGCGACUUAAACGCGCGCAAGAACGUCAUCCUAAGAAAUUGGCAACGGACCAUUGACAGCCAUUGACAAUUCUGGCGAGGCAUUAAGCAUCAGCUUAAUUUGUGCAACAUAGAAGUCAUUAAGAUAUGAAAGGAGUUAAAUUCUUCAGGAAUAUUAAUAAGACUAUUUAGUAUGCGCAAUAGAAUGGCUAUGAUUUGUGCCUUCCUUCAGAAGUUGCAGCUUUCAGUAGUUGCACCAGUAUUUAUUGAGAGGAGAUUAAGUUGUGGCACUUAAUACGAGUUUGACGCUCUUGUACACAUUAGAUUAUUUUUUUUUAAGAAUAUAAAAUCUGUUUA
Molecule: messenger RNA, 1566 nt
Organism: Mycetomoellerius zeteki
Lineage: Eukaryota; Metazoa; Arthropoda; Insecta; Hymenoptera; Formicidae
Gene: RanBP3
Product: ran-binding protein 3
Exons: 5
Coding region: 43-1287 (414 amino acids)
Biological process (GO): protein export from nucleus
Source: RefSeq, a predicted model, not a curated record